AUGGCCGGCGGUAGCACCUUCGCCUGGGCCCAUGCCCUUCGCCUCGACUCGAACAAAUCGCCCUUCGACAGCCCAAUGGCAGUCACACACAAAGCCUUCCACGGCGUCCAGCCUGUCUCCUACAAGCGCUACAACAUCGGCGGGAUCCUCACGACUCUCUACGGCCUCGAAGAACUCCCACACCAUCCGAGCGAAAUUGUGUGUUUCUGGCUACUCCACGGAAGAGGAGACACGCAAGACAGCAUGGCUUACACGGCGGCGAGUCUGCUGAACAAACACAACGCCGAGAGGAGGAAGAGGAAGGCCGGAGAAGGGGGAAAGGGGUUGAUCUUUGCGUGUUUUGAUCAGAGGAAUCAUGGGAGUCGGAUGGUGGAUAAUUUGAGUAAUGUUUCCUGGAAGCAAGGGAAUGCUACCCAUGGGCCGGAUAUGUUUAGUUUGUAUGUGGGCACGGCGAAUGAUUUGAGUCUGCUUAUUACGAGCUUGGAGCAUUUGAUUCCGUUUAAGAUUAAGGAGCAUGUUUGUGGGGGGUUGAGUCUGGGUGGACACGCUACUUGGGUGGUGUUGAUGAGGGAGCCGAGGGUUAGGGCGGGGAUGGUGGUGGUCGGUUGUCCGGAUUAUGUUAGAUUGAUGACCGAUCGGGCGAUACGGAGUAAGGUGCCUUCGACGAUGAGUACGGAUCCACCGGGGCUGGAGUUUUUGGGGAGUAGUGAUUUCCCGCAGAGUCUGCUUGCGGCGGUGGAGGAGUAUGAUCCGGCGGGAAUUCUGCUGAGUGAGCUGGAUGUGUACGGGAAGGAUGAUCAUUUACAUGCUCCGUCGGAGAAUGAGGUCAAGAGGUUGAGGCCGAUUUUGGAGAGGACGCUGCAGGGGAAGAAGAUUCUCUGCUUGAGUGGUGGGAAGGAUCGAUUGGUGCCGCAUCAGCAGGGAGAGGUGUUUAUGUCGUGGAUGAAGCGGGCUAUUGAUGCUAAGACUGGCUGGGCCAAGGAUAUGGGUAUUGAGCUGGAAGAUGUUGUGGAUGAGAAGGCUGGACAUGAAUUCUCGAAGGGAAUGAUUGAACAUGCACAGCGAUGGAUUUGCGAUUACUUGUUGAAUGAGGAACGAACCGAGGCGGGACGAAGCAAGCUCUGA
Messenger RNA from Fulvia fulva, 1125 nucleotides. RefSeq lists its product as uncharacterized. Bases 1 to 1125 code for a protein of 374 amino acids. The transcript has a single exon. NCBI's taxonomy places the organism in Eukaryota, Fungi, Ascomycota, Dothideomycetes, Mycosphaerellales, Mycosphaerellaceae. The record is from RefSeq and is a predicted model, not a curated record.